UGCCUAUCUUGAUAUAGUAAUUAUAGUAUUUUUGGGAAUACUGCAGGCGAUAUAGGAGUCUGUUCUGUUUUUAUGAAUUUAGCUUUGCAAUGGCCAUAUAAAAGUUUGCUCAUUGAAAGACAGUGUUAAGCCAUUCUCGGCACAUUUUCUCACUGUGUCUAGUGUUAUACGAUUUAAAUUUAAUUCUACAAACAUGACAAAUCUUGAUGUUAGCAACAGUAGCACAGACAGUAGUUCUGGGUCCUCCUCAGACUCAAGUAGCAGCGGCAGCUCUUCCACCAGCUCUGGGUCUGGGUCAAGCAGCUCCGACUCUGAAUCUACUACCUCUGACACACCUGCAGUUGCACAUCCUGCCCCUAAAUCACCCGCUAAGCCUGAUGAACACCCACCAAAAAAGAAGGAUGAUUCAAAACCUAGGCAAACAACUAAUAAAAAAGUAUCAUCAUCCAGCGAUGAUGAUGUACCCAAGCCAGAGCCACCAAAACCUGCACCACCCCGUAGACGUUCUUCUACCAAACCUAAAUCAGCAGCUAGUGUCCUGGCUAAGGGGAAACCGCCUCAAGCAGCAGCAGGAGCUAAAACACCUAAACCAAUACCUAAGACCAUGACUAAACAGCAAACAAACAAUUACCAAAAAAAGAAGAGUAUAUUCUCUCCUGACAACAGCUCGGAAUCUGAAUCAGAGAGCAAAUCAUCAAAGAGUCCUAAAAGUUCACCGAAAAAUAAAAGAGGUACUAGGAAAUCUAGUGAGGACAAGGACACAUCUCCUCCAUCACCAUUGACAGCUGCAGAAAAUGAUGAUUCAAAUUCCAAAGACAAUAUAAAACGUAGAAGUGGAAGUAGACCCAGUGGGCCCCCCUCCAAAAAAGUUGUGGACAAUAAAAGCGCCUCUUCAUGUUCCUCAAGUCAAUCUUCAGCAGAAACAGUUUCUUCCGAAAGUGAUAGUGAGCCAACUCCUAAAAAGGAGCCAAUUAAAACUGGAAAAACAAAACCACCUUCUUCAGUUAAUAAAGUUGAGAAAGGUAAAAGCGACUCGGGCGAGUCUCAGGCGAACAACAUGCCUCGGAAGCUGACACGCUCCCUGUCAGCUCGCGUGUCGCGCAUGGCUACGGCCACCAGGCCCAGAACCACAGACACCGACUCUGAUGUUGAUGAAAAAGCAAACGACAAAAGUAAGGAGAUAAAGAAGAAAGGCCGUCCUCCCAUUUCUCGGUCUCCUAUCGCAGAGCUCACGCCGCCGCCGCCGCAGCCCAGCGAGCGGCGCUGCCCCGUGCGCGGCUGCGACUCCACCGGACACCUCGGUGGCAAAGCGGGCCGGCAUUUCACUUGGGACGCGUGCCCGCUGUACCACAACGUGACGGGCGCGUGGUGCGUGGCCGCGGCCGAGGAGCGCGCCGCCGCCGCCGCAGCGCGCCGCCGCGCGCUCGCCAACAUGCAGCAGCGCCCGCGCGCCAUGCCCACUAUAGAGCAACGGGCGUACCAGCUCAAGGUCAAGGAUAUGCGCUCCAAAUGGAAGGGCAGCCAAGAGCUACGUGAGAAGCUGGCAGCUUCAGGCGGAGACGACAUGAACGAAGAACGAGAGCCAAUACUGGAGGGAUUUGCGCCGGAUUACGACUUGCGGCUGUUCCGGGAGGCUCAAGCGCUUGCUGCUAUUAAGAUAGAGGAAGAACUAGGGGACAUCCCCACUGAUAAGGGAACUAGGUUCGUGGUGAUGGGCAAGUACAUGAUGGAGGUGUGGUACCAGUCGCCGUACCCGAACGACGCGGCGCGCGUGCCUCGUCUGUUCGUGUGCGAGUUCUGCCUCAACCACCACAAGAGCGCCACCGGCGCCGAACGACACCGCGCCAAGUGCGUGUGGCGCCACCCGCCUGGAGACGAGGUGUACAGAAAGGACAAACUCAGCGUGUGGCAGGUGGAUGGUCGGAAGCACAAGCAAUACUGCCAGCAGCUGUGUCUGCUCGCCAAGUUCUUCCUCGACCACAAGACGUUAUACUACGACGUGGAACCUUUCCUGUUCUACGUCAUGACGUGCGCCGACGAGGAGGGCUGUCACGUCGUCGGGUACUUCAGUAAGGAAAAGAAUUCGUUCCUGAACUACAACGUCUCGUGCAUCCUGACGCUUCCUCCGUACCAAAGGCAAGGCUAUGGAAGACUACUCAUCGACUUCAGUUACCUUCUAACCAAAGUUGAAGGCAAAGUCGGUUCUCCAGAAACUCCGCUCUCAGAUUUGGGUCUCAUCUCGUACCGCUCCUAUUGGAAGGAAGCGCUCUUGAAAAGACUAUGCUCCGCGCCCGGACCUACUCUGUGCAUCAGGGAUUUGAGCAAGGACCUCGCCAUUGCAUCCUCGGAUAUAGUGUCGACGUUGCAGGAGAGAGGUCUCAUGAAGUAUUGGAAGGGGAAGCACAUCGUACUGAAGAAACAGGACGUCCUGGAGGAGCUGUCUCGGCGGGCAGAGCGCGCGCGCUGCGUGGAGGCGAGCUGCCUGCGCUGGACGCCGCCGGGCGCGCCGCCGCCGCGCUGACGCCGCGCCCCGCGCGCGCGACUCGCGCCCAGAGCCCGCGCGCGCCACAUGCCGCGCAGCCGCAGCAGCCAGGCCCGCAGCCUGCUAUAAUAAGUCUGCCCCUGCUGCGCUGCGCAUGCUGAUGGAUUAUAUUCACUGUGAGAUCUUUGCUUUUUUCUAUGUUGACUGUGGAUUUAGCAAUGCCAUGGACGCAGCUUGCUUUGCCUUAAUAGAUCAUUGAUUGCAUAUUGAUUGGCUGUUAUUUAGAUCUCACAAUGAUUCUUGCUGGACAUCGAAUGUCACGUGCCGCGUAGCUGCAAGAGCCGCAAGUACGCGGCCAUUCAUAAAACUUAAUUGCCUCUUAGCGCCACUUGCACCAUCCCACUAACCCGGGGUUAACCGGUUAAACCGUUAACCCAGUGUCAAAUUGUACUGGUAGGUAACAAUGGUAACUCCAGGUUUAACCGGUUUACCCCGGGUUAGUGGGAUAGUGCAAGUGGCCCUUAUGAUUCAAAUAUAUUAAACCGGGAAAAUGUAUUAUAUAUAUUUUUUUUUACUAAAAUGCGAAUUUAAUUGGAAUUUGUUGUUUAGUAUAUUUUUAAAUUGUAUCCAAUGCAUCGUAAGUGAUCUAUACGGUAUUUUAGCUGAGUAUGCAGACGUCAAUACAUACAACGUUUUUUGAGUUGUAUUGGUUUUGUCCACUCCGCAGCGAUUGUAAUAAUAAUAAAAUUGAUCUCUAUAAGGUACCGGACCCAUGUAAGGCUUAAUUAUUUUAAGUACUAAAAUAAGACUGAAAGAAAAAACAACAAAUUUUAUUAAAUCAUCUACGUAUUAAUUAUUUAUUUGCUGUGGUUAAGGCAGAUUUACUUUCGCAUUUAAGUAUAACUUUAGUAGGUAAUAAUAAAAUGUACUGAAAUGAAAUGUAUCAGAAUCAACUUCAUAUGUCAAAUCAACUUUAUGCUGCAAAUUAUAAAAUUUAAGUUUAAAAAGGUUUGUUCAAAUGUGAGCGCAGUUGUACCGGGCACUUUUCAGAUGUCAAAACAAAACACGCACUUGUAAUAUGAAUAUAUAUACGUAGGAUAAUUCACGAAAAAUGGCGCGGAUCUUAUAUAAGAGGAUUUUGACAGUUCAGCACAAAUCGCGCGGCAGGUCUUAUGAAUUUGUACCUACUUAUGCCUAAUGAUGACAUUUCAGUACCUACCAGUAAUAAAGAACUGAAAAGUUCGAACCUUAUGACUAGAUAAUAAGUGUGGUCUUGUAGCGUAGGUCCUCAGUUUUUAUAUCAUUGAAAUUAUGUAUAUAAUAAGUUACCUAUAUACAAGUGUCACUUUUUUUUAAAGUAUACGGUAUAUGUGUUGUUCUGUAUGUAUGUAUUGCGUAGAGAUAACCCUUGCAUAACAUAAGACUUGAGUUUGAGAAUGGUCUUUCUCAGUAGUUAGACCACAAAAGUAUGUGGCGGCGUACAGAGCAUAUAUUCCAAAUGUAUUAAUCAUUUCUAAAUAAAUGCGCGUUACAUACGGACGGACAGCUAGACAGACAGAAGGACAACAAAAAAAGGAUUUCGAUUUGCCAUCUCGGCUAAGAAACCCAAAACUGUUUGUGGAUUAGUUUACUUUCACCUUUCACCCACCAAGUUUCUAUACUAGCGCCGCCAUAACGUAUGCUACUUCGGCUAUUACUUAAGGGUCUUGUUAGUUGUUAACGUUAAUCUUCUUUGUUAAAAAGAUCUGUCUUGUUUUACUGUUCAACAAGCUCAAACUCGAAGAGGUUGCCUUGAUAUUUUGCAAAAUUCAACCUCAACCUUCGACCUCAUGGUUCCAUAAUUGGGCCUGUUCAAUGUAUAAUACUGAAUAAUCUUAUUGGGCUUAUACAACUAGGCCGAACUUUAUGAAACAGACAUAUGAAGUUUAGUAAAAAUAAAAUAAAAUAUUUGUAGGUCAUGGUGGAUGACCAAAAUCUUUCAUUUAGGCAUAUGUUUCUGGAUGUCUUCGCCUUCCCCUUAUGCGCUCUACUUUUUUACAUUAUAGGAAUAAACACUGGAAGACAAUCUCACGAAUCAUAAAAUUAUGUUUUAGUACUAAUAGUAAAUAAGCUGAAUAAGCGAAAUAAUUACAUACCUUAUCAGCGUUGUAAAUACUUAGUGAAAUGUGUAGGGUAGAUAGAUCAAUUUAGACUAAGUUACAAACUGUACAAAGUUGCGUUUUAUUUAUGGAAGAUAUUAUUUUUUGUACUGUAUUUCAAAUAUAUUGAUUGUUAAUCUUAAUCUGGUGUAAAUAUUAUACUACUUAUUUAAUAUGU
This is a messenger RNA of Cydia strobilella, 4798 nucleotides long. RefSeq names its product histone acetyltransferase KAT7 (gene chm). The record is from RefSeq and is a predicted model, not a curated record. Gene Ontology annotation, cellular component: nucleus; chromatin. Bases 194 to 2521 code for a protein of 775 amino acids. Gene Ontology annotation, molecular function: zinc ion binding; histone acetyltransferase activity; transcription coregulator activity. Lineage: Eukaryota; Metazoa; Arthropoda; Insecta; Lepidoptera; Tortricidae. Gene Ontology annotation, biological process: positive regulation of transcription by RNA polymerase II; negative regulation of DNA-templated transcription. The transcript is spliced from 11 exons.